AUGCCAUUCGGACGUGGAGCACCCGCGGCUCCCGUGUCAGCCGUUUCCGAGACUGUAUCACAAUGGGGUACAACGACGGGCAUGAAGCCGGAGAGCCUGGACGAUCUGCCAGGCGAUCUGAGAGCUCUUCGGAUAGAUUGGAGGAUCGCAGCCAUUUCACAGUGGAUGUGCCUCUUCGGCAAGCCUCUCGCACAGGGCGCAUGGGAUGUCAACAAAUUCGAGUUGGACCUCAUCGGCGUCGAACCAGACUCAAUCUGCCCGAGCUUGCUCGCCAGUCUCUUGCUCACCCUCACAGGCGAUCGGCACGUCACUGUCGCUACGCACGCUGCUAAAUUGCAACAGCAGUACCUCAGGCGCAGUCCAGAGGUCUACAGACGUCUCCUCGCUACUGUCUCUACCCGGCUGGAGCCCGUCUAUGAUGAGGAUGCCGAGCAAGCCGCUCUACUCGGUCAGGACAAGCUCGACAACGCCCAGACCGAUCACGAUGCUCCAGAGCAGUCCAAUGCAGCCGUACAACCUACUACAGACUCUUCCACAGCUGUCAAUGCUGACGCGACGGUGGAAAGAGAGAUGGUGGAGGUAGAGGUCGUGACGCCGCGUGCUUGGAGUGAUCUGGACAUGUUCGAGAAGAUUGAAGUCAUCUACCAGCUCUGUCAAUGGCAUUUCGUCGACCCAGAUCGAUUCCGUAAGAUGAUCAACGUUGAUGCUGCCGAGGAGAUGACCUGGCGCGUCGAACCUGUCGGAUGGGAUGCCGACUCGAAUACCUACUGGCUCUUUGAUGAUAAUCGCUUGUGGAUUCAACGCUAUCGUCCCCUGAAACCUUGGAGGACUCCUACCCGGCCAGUCAGGGCUGACAGAGUUCGCACGGCCGGCUCUAUCAAGAAGUCUGCUUCAAAGCCAGCCAAAUCAAGAAAUGCACCAAGAACAAAUGGCAAAAUCAAGACUGCCACUAAGAAGUCAACGAGAGCCCUUCCAAAGCCUCUCGCAGAAUCAUCAUCGAGGAGCAGAUCCCAAGCCAAACGACCGAGGAAAGGCUAUGUAACUUCUGCUAGUGAAGACGAAUCAUCACUUGAACCUCCGGCAAAGCCCGAGCAGAUCCUCCUCACAGAAACCGGUAGACCGAUGCGCAAUGCCGCAGUCACCCAGGCCAGACCUCCGCCACGGAUACGGCAAUGGACAGCGCAGUCUUCGGCCUGGGAUGCGCUCAAGCAACCGCUGCCACCACGAUCAACGCGUACCGCUCGAGCUUCUCUCACCAGCAUCGACGAAUCAGCCAGAGCUUCCCCACUUGCAAAGUCAAAGCCAAAAAAACCUGUCGUUCGAGGCGUCAGAGCAUCCAGAAGGGGUAGAGGAGCGCCUGACGAAGACGAAUGGCAACAGCCUCCGAAGGAGUGGCUAGAAGAUACUCAGGUUGUCACAUCUGUGAGGAAACCCAAAGUCGAGCUCGUCGAUGCCAACACGGAAGACGAGGAAUUCUUGGCCGAAGUAGCUGCUGCGAAUGCUCGGCUGGAGGACGUUGACGAUGAUUACGAUCCGACUGCUAAGCCUGUCAAGCGCGCCUCUGCCGGUGUCGAGGAGGAUCAGGAUGAGGACGAUGAAGAGGAUGAUGACGAUGAUGUGAAGCCAGCGAAGAGGCGGAAGCGUGCAAGCGUACCAAGAAAGAAGACUUCUAGACGGUCAUCCGGGCGCGUGAAGCAGGCUCGUUCGCCCGUCAAAGUCGUCGAGGACGACUCGGACGAGCUCGAAGAGGAGGACGAAGUAGAACCUGUCUCGGUCUCACCGCCACCUGCGGUCAGCUUUGGCGCGCGAGCGAGCCGAAGCAGGGCGGCAGCGGCGGCCAAGCCUCAGAGGAAGGCUGUCACGCCUGAGCAAUCAAGUGAGGACGACGAAGCGUCGGCUGCUGCUGAUGAGGAAGAAGAUGACGAGAAGGUGGAGGAAGAAGAUGUAGAUGAGGAGCAAGAACAAGGCAGUGAUGACGAUGACCAGGAAGAAGUCGAAUCCGAGGAGGACACGCCAGAGCCUGAAUACGUACCGACGCCCGAUCCCGAAUAUGUCAAGAUGCCAGCUAAUUUUAUAGAGUGGGAAGCGAUCUGUGUGACGCUUGAACAGUGGGAGACAGUGCUGUCGCGCUUUACAAAGCCCAAGCAUCUCGACGAGCGCGCGCUGAUCAAGCAUUUGCGUGACGAAGUUUUGCCCCCGAUCUUGCUUGACCUGCGCGAGAAGGAGAGGCUAAAGAAGAAGGAAGAAGCUAUCGCCAACCGCAAACGCUCUUCUCGCAUUCUCGUCAAGGAAGCAGAAAUGGAGCAAAAGCGCGCUCAGCAAGCAGCGCAGCAGGCUCUGAUGGCUCGUAUGGAAAGCAGCCAGCGUGCUGAAGGCAACCGCGCCGAUGGCAGCAAACCUACGCGCGAAGAGGAGCCCACCCGAGAGGCCCGUCUGAAGGAACGCGAUGCAAGAAAGAGAGAGAGGGAAGAACGUCUUUUGCAACGCGAAGUCGAAGCUGUACAGGAAGCCGAGCGGCGUGCCGAGCGAGAGAAGGAACGCGAGGAAGCGAAAGCGAGAGGGGAGCCAUUGCCGCAAGACAGUGACUCAGCCACACCCCAGUCCGAAUCGUGGUACCUCGAUUGCGAGAUCUGCGGCAAAGCUGGCCAAAACCUUGAUGAUGGCAAGCAAAUCAUUGCUUGUGACAAGUGCGGCGUGUGGCAACAUGCGACUUGCUGGGAUCGUAAUGACGCUGCGCUGAAGCGUGCUCGACGGAACUGGUCGACAGAAGAUUUUCUGUGUAGUCGCUGCUCAGGCACGGCGCUCUCACUUGCAUCGCCCAUGCCAAGCGCUCGUAACACGCCGGUACCAGAAGCAGCGACCAAGACACACGCUGCUGCGCGAUCACUGCUGCAGACUUCAUUUGAUCCACCGACAUCUGCUUUGGGCCGCAACACUGCGCCUGCUGCCAAGAUCAGGAUACCUGCACAUACAAGCGAUGUCAGACGUCACUCCUCAAUUGUCUCGAUGGCUCCGCAGCACGCGCCGGCCCACUCUUAUGCGCCCGUCUAUGCACCAGGCUAUAGUCAAGCGCCUGUGCAUGGCCAGUAUAGCAAUGGUCCGAUGUACAGCAAUCAGGCAGCUCAUGCGCCCAUGUACAGUGCCGCGCCUGCCAGCUCGGUACCGUAUAGUAACGCUCAAUCGCACGAGUCAACCUAUAGUGCUGCGCCCGCACAAACACCCACCCACAGCUAUGCGGCGCCGAUACCGCCUCAUAAUGCAGAGGCACAAGCGAGGCUCUUUGCGCAGCAGCGCGCAUUCGCCCAAGCUCAUCUCGUCCGACAGCAGGCGCAGCCGCAGCUUUCCCGACCGCAAUACAGCUAUCCUCCUCAGUCGCCAGGGAUAUCCAGUCCUAGCUUCUCGCCUGCUGUGCAGGCUCCACAGCAGUAUUCACCGAUACAGCGCUCACCGCAGGAGAACGCUCAGCAGUCUACCCUUUCGGUGCAGCGACAGACGCCUAUAUCCCAACCGGCAUACGGUCACGCUGGCGCGGUACCUGUGGCCUUCCAGAGCGGCGUCGCCGGCCAGUAUGUCCCGCUCGAUGCUCAGGGAAAGCCCCUUGGACGCCAAGAAAACGCAGUCAGCGAGCAACGCUAG
This is a messenger RNA of Mixia osmundae IAM 14324, 3636 nucleotides long. RefSeq lists its product as uncharacterized. Bases 1 to 3636 code for a protein of 1211 amino acids. Gene Ontology annotation, cellular component: RSF complex. The transcript has 5 exons. Gene Ontology annotation, biological process: regulation of DNA-templated transcription. The record is from RefSeq and is a predicted model, not a curated record. NCBI's taxonomy places the organism in Eukaryota, Fungi, Basidiomycota, Mixiomycetes, Mixiales, Mixiaceae.